Paramecium tetraurelia is the source of this 1398-nucleotide messenger RNA. RefSeq lists its product as uncharacterized. Gene Ontology annotation, cellular component: cytoplasm. Gene Ontology annotation, molecular function: ATP binding; protein serine/threonine kinase activity. NCBI's taxonomy places the organism in Eukaryota, Ciliophora, Oligohymenophorea, Peniculida, Parameciidae. The record is from RefSeq and is a predicted model, not a curated record. The transcript has 6 exons. Gene Ontology annotation, biological process: protein autophosphorylation.
AUGUUGUUUUUAAAAAUAUUUGACUCUGUUUUACCAACAAGGGAUGUGAUAGAUGCGUGUUCAAGAACAAAAGUAGAUGAUAAUAUAGAAAACAAAGAAAUUAUAAACUUUACGCAAUAACCUGAUUUAUCAAUGGACUAAUUUAUGAAAUCAGAGUAUAAUUCAAAGUUUGUUAGCAUUCAAGAAAUGUCUGUGGGAUUGAAAAUAGUGGAUCCUGUAAAUAGGCUCAUUUUGGUGUUUUAGUUUUGGAACAACUCCAUUUUAAUGGAUUGGAAUAACUUUCUAUAAGAAUGCAAUGCUGGACAUCUUGGAAAUCUAUUUUUUAUAAUUGAAAAUGGAGAGUCUAAAUUUUAUAUAUAUGGAAGUGCCGAAGAUUUGUAUGUCAUUUAUAAAUUUUGUUCUGGAAAGUACAUCUUUAGAAAGGGAACAUCUAAUAAAACACUUUAAAUUAUCAAAGAGAGGCACGAUUACCAGUUGAAAUCCAUAUUCGACUCUUCAAAACUAAAGUAGUACUAUGAACAUGUCAUAUUGGGUCAAAUGAACGAUAGCUUAGAUAUUUCUUUCUAUUCUUAGGCUACAUUAGAUGGGGAGAAAGUUUUACCUUAAGAAAUUUAAAUUAUAAAAGACUUACAUAUCAAUUCUACACCUCAUCUGAUUUAUGUAGAUGCUCUGUAUCACGAUGGAGAGAAUUAUUCUUACAUUUAUUCAAAAAAAGAUUUAAUAAAAUUAUCUCAAUAUUAUAAUCACACUUAAUUGGACAACCAAUGUUUUAUCUCUCAUGUAUCAAAUUAAUUAGUACUAUUAUUAUUGACUCUAGACGAAAAGGGUGUAAUACAUCCCAGUCUUGAUUUAAAAAAUCUUUACAUCAAUCCAAACACUUAAGAUAUAGUUCUGGUUUCCUAUUACUAGGCUUACUAUUAAUAGAACAAUGAAGAAAGAAGAAUAUGUGUAAACAUUGGGUAUUCUCCUCCAGAAUACUUUAAGAUUAAUUACAAAUUAACAACCAAAUCAAAUGUUUAUCAAGCUGGCAUUUCCUUAUUUCAAUUGUACUAUGUUCAAUUUAGCAUUAGAUUACUUGGACACAACCCUUUUGGUAAAACCUAGUAAGAAAUGUCAAUAAAUCAUACAAAUAAUAAACUUGAUCUCACCAGACUUAAUAUUUUUGAUUCUGUCUUAUGUGAUUUCAUCAGAUAAUUACUGGAAUAGGAUCCACAUAAACGACCAUCUCCUCAAGAAUUACUAAAACACAAGCUCUUUUCAAUUACUUAUAAAGAAAACCUGUCUAAAUGGACAAUGACAAAAGAAUACCAUAAAGAUAUCUAAGAAUUCCAAAAUUUUAGUUAGACCUCAAAUAUCUAAUCUGUAAAAAAAUCUCUAUAAUGCAAAAAGAGAUUAUGA